AUGAUGUCCUUUCCAACGCCCAGCGUUUAUCAGUCGUCGAAAUGCUUCUUUACGCACGGCACAAUGGCGCACCCGGAUCCAGAACAGUUGCCGGCCAAGGGAAAGCCAUGGAGCACACUACUUGAACAGGACUUCAUCCACAAAGUUGAUCUCAUUCUUCCCCAAGAGGCAGCAGAGAAAUUCAGGAUGAAACUUGCGCAGGAAGCAUAUUCACCCACAUACCACCGUGUGAUCAUGAAGCUUGGUGAUAUCCUGGAUGGAGAAUUCUUCACACAGUACAUUAAAGUGGGAAAUAUCAUAAUGCUUUCAGAGGGCAGCACGGCUCAAGACAAUGUGUUCGCUUUGAAAGAUGGCACGCUUACCAUGUUCCUCGAAAAGGAGUCAUACGAAAGAGGUGGCCUCCAGAAUGGGAAACCUCAUGGGGUUAGGGGGAAACGGGGUCUUCAACCGAGGUGGAUUGUCGAAUAUGAUUUACGAAAUAAGGCAAACUUUCCAGGAAAGAAGGGAUACGACCAGUUGUUAAGAGCAUGUGACAGAGUUUUUGACAAACCUAUCACGUGGCUAUUUCAUCGUCAAUCUAGUACCCCUGAUCCCGAUCCUCUGCUCAGAUUUUCCCCUGUCAAGUACACCUCGGCACCUUUCCUCGUGGAGGAGUUGAGGGCAAAUACUCCAUCUCUGAAUAUGCCAGCAGAAGCCCUCGCAGAGCAAGGUCAGCCAGCCCUGGACGAGUUUGCGACAGAGGUUUACGAAUGGCUCUCGCUCUUGAGGCUACAAAGCCCACGGGUCUACACUGGAGACAGCAUUGAUCCCUUCUUGUCGCGAUACUCGAUGGGGGGGGGGAUGGGGACUCUGGAGCAAGCCACGUUAUGCAAGGUUAGCUGGCAGGGGUUUAUAGCGCCGGGCUGGACGAGACAGGCCUUGGCGGGGAUCAUUCUUUCUAUAUCUUCGCGUUCAUGGUUUUCAUUGAGCGUCACAUCCUUCAGAAAGGGGGUCAGAGGAGAGAGCACGGAAUGCACCUUACUGAGGCCACCGGAUAUGCCAGGAGAAUACCUUCUAUGGGACAUCCACGGACAUGAAUGA
Molecule: messenger RNA, 1080 nt
Organism: Truncatella angustata
Lineage: Eukaryota; Fungi; Ascomycota; Sordariomycetes; Amphisphaeriales; Sporocadaceae
Product: ribonuclease P 40kDa subunit
Exons: 5
Coding region: 1-1080 (359 amino acids)
Biological process (GO): tRNA 3'-end processing; tRNA 5'-leader removal; endonucleolytic cleavage in ITS1 to separate SSU-rRNA from 5.8S rRNA and LSU-rRNA from tricistronic rRNA transcript (SSU-rRNA, 5.8S rRNA, LSU-rRNA)
Cellular component (GO): multimeric ribonuclease P complex; ribonuclease MRP complex
Molecular function (GO): ribonuclease MRP activity; ribonuclease P activity
Source: RefSeq, a predicted model, not a curated record